Molecule: messenger RNA, 3588 nt
Organism: Peromyscus leucopus (white-footed mouse)
Lineage: Eukaryota; Metazoa; Chordata; Mammalia; Rodentia; Cricetidae
Biological process (GO): proteolysis; DNA integration
Molecular function (GO): nucleic acid binding; aspartic-type endopeptidase activity; RNA-DNA hybrid ribonuclease activity
Source: RefSeq, a predicted model, not a curated record
AUGAGGCAGGAAAGGAAUCUAACUAAACUGUUACAACAACAGCAGGCACAAUUGGAGAGAGUCCUGUUGGCAACUGAGAAAGGAAUUCUCCGAGGAGCCGGAACGCCCCGACCCAAGCCAAAACCCAAGCAACCACUCUGGAAGAAGAAAGUGACUAGGGGGGACGGGGCUCAGCACCCCUCCCUGAGCCAGGGUAACCUUAAAGGUGGAGGGGAAGCCAAUCCAAUUUAUGGUAGACACAGAGCUGAGAGUUCGGUCCUCCUGGCCCCUGCCGGACCCCUGUCCUCAAAACGAACCUGGGUACAGGGAGCCACAGGAACUAAGUCGUAUUCAUGGACUACUCAAAGAACUGUGGACUUAGGCAUGGGGAAAGUAACCCAUUCCUUCCUGGUGAUACCAGAAUGCCCAUAUCCCUUGCUUGGGAGAGAUCUCCUGUCUAAAAUGAGAGCUCAAAUUCAUUUCUCAGACGAGGGAGCUUGGCUAACGGACCAAAAAGGGAGGCCGAUACAAGUACUCCUGACAACUGACCUAGUCGAGGAAUACAGGCUCCGCCUAGAACCUGAGGCUCCCGGGCAAGAAAUUCAGGCUUGGCUCCAAAAACUUCCCCUAGCUUGGGCAGAAACUGGGGGAAUGGAACUAGCGAAGCAUAGGCCUCCGGUCUAUAUAGAGAUCAAAUCAGAUGCUGAUCCAGUCAAUGUCCGCCAGUACCCCAUGUCCCUAGAAGUAAAGAAGGGAAUAACACCUCAUAUAAGGAGGCUUCUGAGUUUGGGAGUUCUGCGACCAAUUCAGUCCGCAUGGAACACUCCUUUGUUGCCAGUCAAGAAACCCCACACAGGGGACUGCAGGCCAGUCCAGGACUUAAGGGAAGUGAACAAAAGAGUGGUGGAUAUUCACCCCACUGUGCCUAACCCAUAUACCCUGCUGAGCUCACUACCUCCAGACCGGCAGUGGUACUCUGUUCUGGACUUGAAGGAUGCCUUUUUCAGCCUCCCUUUAGCCCCCAAGAGUCAACUGUAUUUUGCCUUUGAGUGGCACGACCCUGAGAUCAGGAUCAGCGGGCAGCUGACAUGGACUAGACUCCCUCAAGGGUUCAAAAAUUCUCCAACCAUAUUUGAUGAGGCUCUUCAUGAAGAUCUGGGUGAGUAUCGCACCCAAAAUCCAGACAUCAGCUUGUUACAAUAUGUAGAUGACUUGUUGAUUGCUGCAGUCGACAGAGCAGCCUGCCUUAAAGGGACUGAGAACUUGCUGCUGACCCUAGGACGCCUAGGGUACCGAGCCUCGGCCAAAAAGGCCCAGAUUUGUAAGAGGCAGGUCAGGUAUCUGGGGUAUGUCCUUAAGGAGGGUAAAAGAUGGCUGUCGGACGCCAGGAAGGAGACGGUCUUGAAAAUACCCGCUCCUACAACACCGAGACAGGUAGAGUUUCUGGGGACAGCGGGAUUCUGCCGCCUCUGGAUUCCCGGAUUCGCUGAACUGGCUAAGCCCCUAUAUGAGGUCACUAGAAACACAACAGAUUUUGUCUGGACAGAGAGGGAACAACGAGCAUUUGAGGAACUGAAACGGAAACUGCUGGAGGCCCCAGCACUUGGCCUACCAGACAUCAACAAACCCUUCCACCUUUAUGUGGAUGAGAGUAGGGGCAUUGCCAAAGGGGUCCUCACCCAGACCUUGGGACCCUGGAAAAGACCAGUGGCAUAUCUGUCAAAAAGGUUGGACCCAGUGGCUGCGGGGUGGCCUCCAUGCCUAAGAAUAAUUGCGGCCGUAGCUCUGCUAGUUAAAGAUGGAGACAAACUGACUCUUGGUCAGAGACUGACUAUUGCAACCCUGCGUGCCCUGGAGGGAAUCCUUAAACAGCCCCCAGAUCGAUGGAUCAGUAAUGCAAGGCUCACUCACUACCAGGCCCUCCUUCUUAACCCAGCCAGAUUGACUUAUCAAGUCCCAACAGCUCUGAACCCAGCCACCCUACUGCCUGAUCCCGACCUGGAGGCUCCACUUCACGACUGUGCUUGGAUCCUGGCUCAGGCACACUGCAUACGCCCAGACCUGCGAGAUGUCCCACUACCAGAUGCAGAGGAAAACUGGUUCACGGAUGGGAGCAGCUACAUGCGUGAUGGACAAAGGUAUGGGGGGGCAGCAGUGACUACCAGUGAAACCGUCGUGUGGGCCACUGCAUUGCUGCCAGGGACUUCAGCACAAAAGGCCGAAUUAAUAGCCUUAACAAACGCCCUCCAACUCGGGAAGGACAAUGCAUUUGCCACUGCACAUAUCCAUGGGGCUAUAUACUUGGAGAGGGGGCUGUUAACAGCAGAGGGAAAGACUAUUAAAAAUAAACAAGAAAUCUUAGAGCUACUAAAGGUCCUCUGGGCCCCCAAGAAACUAGCAAUCAUGCACUGCCCGGGGCACCAGAAAGGAGAAGCGCCGAUUCAACGAGGAAACAAUUUGGCUGACCAGACAGCCAGGCAGGUGGCCAUGACGGCCACUAUAGCUCCUAUGCUUGUGGACCCUGGGGCCCCUGACAAUAAGAUCAUUCUGCCUCAAGAACUGGGACAAACAAUGCUCCGAAAAAUACAUCGGGCAUCCCACCUGCGAAUCAGAAAAAUGCAAGAUCUCCUCAGACACUCUGCAGUGAAAAUUAAAGAGGGAAACCAGAUUAUAGAGGACAUUGUGGCUAGUUGUCAUGCUUGCCGCCUGACUAACACCAACCCACACCCUGCAAACCCAGGGAGUCGCCUCCGGGGCACCCAGCCAGGUACGUACUGGGAAGUGGACUUCACUGAAAUCAAGACAGGAAAGUUUGGCUAAAAAUAUCUAUUAGUCUUUAUAGACACCUUCUCAGGAUGAACUGAAGCGUACCCCACCAAAUACGAAACUGCAAACGUGGUGGCUAAGAAGAUACUGGAAGAAAUUCUGCCCAGGUUUGGCUUUCCAGUUAUGAUAGGAUCAGAUAAUGGUCCAGCCUUCAUUUCCCAGGUAAGUCAGGGAGUAGCCACCGCAUUGGGGACAGAUUGGAAAUUACACUGUGCUUAUAGACCCCAAAGCUCAGGGCAAGCAGAAAGGAUGAACAGGACACUAAAAGAGACCCUAACUAAAUUGGCCUUGGAGACUGGCGGUGACUGGGUGACCCUUCUUCCCUUUGCCCUUUUUUGGGUUCGGAAUUCCCCUUAGCAACUGGGAUUAACACCCUUUGAAAUCAUGUAUGGGUACCCACCUCCCAUUAUACCUAGUCUUCACACUGAUUUAGUGACACAGUUGGAGGACCAGGACCUCCUGGAUGCACUUCGCGGACUCCGCCAGGCCCAUAAAGAAAUAUGGCCCAAGCUCCAGGCUAUUUACCAGGCCGCUUCUCCUCCUACUCCCCACAGGUUCAGACCGGGAGACUGGGUCUUGAUCCAAAGGCACCAGUGCAAGUCACUGGAGCCCAGGUGGAAAGGACCUUACAUGGUGAUCCUGACCACCCCGACAGCUCUGAAGGUGGACGGAGUCGCAGCCUGGGUCCAUUACUCACACGCGCGACUGUUGACCCCUUCGCGCUUCCUGAGGAGUACCAAGGCGAGGCGUGGAAAGCUACUCAACAUCCCUCUAAUCCACUGA